Molecule: messenger RNA, 1182 nt
Organism: Aspergillus steynii IBT 23096
Lineage: Eukaryota; Fungi; Ascomycota; Eurotiomycetes; Eurotiales; Aspergillaceae
Exons: 2
Coding region: 1-1182 (393 amino acids)
Source: RefSeq, a predicted model, not a curated record
AUGCAUAUCACAUUCUUCAAUCUCCUCUGUAUCCUGAUAUACGGUAGAUUUGCUAUUUGUGCAGAAUCUUCUGCACCCCAGAAUUAUGACAAAAUCUGCCCUUCUCAGGACAAUACUGUGAAAGCUCUGGAUGGGGAUUACCGAAUCUUAUACCACUGCGACGCAUAUCCGACCACCUAUGACGCACAAGGAACCUUUCAGGUUCAAGAUCCCGAUUCAUGUGCACAAAUAUGCCAGAGAAAGUCAGGCUGUCGUGGAGCCAUCUGGAGUGCCGCACAGCAAACAUGUUGGACCUCGGAAGACCAAAGUAAUCGUCUUAUUCCAUACCAAGGACUUCUGUACCUGAAGCACGUGGAAGGUACGCCUGAACAGCAACCAAAGGAGCCCAUGUGCGAUUCAGCUGUGGCUGCAUGUACGCAACAGAAAGACAUCUGCGAGAAGCAGUCAGCAAUCACUCAAGCCGAGGUCCAAGCAUGCAAAGAGCAGAAAGAUGUAUCCGACAAACAGGCAGAGGCCUUCUCAGCUAGCUUAAUUGCAUGCGAGGCUCAAAAAGAAAUCGCGGACAGGAACAGUGAGGUAAACAAAGCUCGACUUACGGCCUGCGAAACACAGAAGGAUGUAUGCGAUAAGCAAUCGGAAGCCAAUGCAGCGAGUAUUGCAGCCUGCAAUGCGCAAAAAGACAUUCUGGAGAAAAGGUCUCAGGCCACAACAACCCAGCUUACCUCGUGUGGUGAACAAAAUGGCAUGCUGGAAAAGAGACUGGCAGCCAAUUCUGCCCAGCUCACGUCGUGCCAGACGCAGAAUAGUGCGCUUAAUGCAAGGGCCGAGACCAACUCUGCCCAGCUAACAGCAUGUGAAUCGCAGAAGGCGACAUGGGAGAAGAAGUCCAAGGACGAUGCCGCACGUGUUACGACAUGCGAAGCAUCCAGAGAAGCACUGAAGACAGAAUGCGCUAAAAAUGCCGAGGGAAAGAUUAAACCGAACUUAUACACUAUCAUGGCUCGACAUUGCAACAAAUUUGUCGACUUGAAAGAUGGGCAAACCGCUGACGGAACAAAGAUUCAGCUUUGGGAAAAAUCUCCUACGCUAAAUCAGCGAUAUUUCAUCUAUCACGUUGGGAAUGAGGAAUAUCUCCUUCGGAACCAGCGAACCGGAACUUAUGUAACUGCCUCAGGUACUUGA